Messenger RNA from Aaosphaeria arxii CBS 175.79, 1599 nucleotides. RefSeq lists its product as uncharacterized. The annotation marks the transcript as partial. The record is from RefSeq and is a predicted model, not a curated record. The transcript has 4 exons. Gene Ontology annotation, cellular component: nucleus. Lineage: Eukaryota; Fungi; Ascomycota; Dothideomycetes; Pleosporales.
AGCUCUGCCGACUCCGUCAUUUCGUAUGAGAGCUCUGCGUCCUCAGUCGCGACCCAGAACCUGGUGCCGCUCCAACAAAAGGGUGCCGCCGAGGAGUUCGAACGGCUCUCGCCCCUGCUCGAAGAUGACCCAGCGUCCUUCGACCUCCUAGCAUCCCACGACUUGGACGCAGGCAGAGGCGGUUUCUCGCUCGAAGCCCAUUCAGAGCAACUGUUCUCCAAGGAGCAUCUCCAAGCCAUCUUCCAAGACACACCCUCUCUCCUCCGCUUCACAGCCUUCCUCAGCGCCGCACGUCCCGCGUCCGUCCCAGUCCUGAUAUACUACCUCGAUGCCCUGAAAGCCAUGAAGGCAAUCAACUACGCCAACGCCGUGGCCGAAGCACUCGAACCCCUAGAAGGCCACGCAUUCACCGAGAACUCCGCACGACCCACCGUCAACGCGAUCCUAGAAGAGCGAGCACGACAAGCGUUCGACGUGCUCGUCCGCGAAGACCUCCCGGCCUUCAUCACCAACAUCCUCAUCCAGGUCGUCAGCGUCAGCAUCCGGAAACGCGUCACGGGGAACCUGCCUCCCUUGCUUCGAGAGGCGAGCGAGGGUCUUGCCGAGGUGUUUUGUCUUACUGACCCCUCGCGCGCGGAUAACCCAAUCAUUUUUGCUUCGGAAGAGUUCCACCGCACAACGCAGUAUGGUGUGUCGUAUGCUAUCGGCAGGAAUUGCAGAUUCCUGCAGGGCCCGAAGACGAAUCGCUACAGCACUGCGCGUCUGAGAGAAGCUGUCAAGGAGGGCAAAGAAGUUAACGAGUUGUUCCUAAACUACCGCCGCGACGGCUCCCCCUUCAUGAAUCUCCUCAUGAUGGCCCCGCUGCUCGACUCCCGGGGCAUAAUCCGCUACUUCAUCGGCGCACAAGUCGACGUCAGCAACCUCGUGAAAGAAUGCGCUGGGCUUGACGCCUUCCAACGCAUGCUAGAGGUGCAAGAAGGCAAUGCCCCCGCGGAAGAGCCGAAAGACGAAUUCCAGGAGCUCAGCGAGAUGUUCAACAACGCAGAGCUCGACACGGUGCGCAAGUUCGGCGGCAACAUGCAUCGCGAGCACGUCGACGACGAGCGGGACGACGUGAGCAUGCGGAACAGACCACGACUCCUCAUCAAGGAUCCCAGCAACAGCGACACCGAGACCACCGUCGCGCCGUCGCCAAAGGCGGAGGGCAGGCUCUCGGGAGUCUACAAACAUUACCUCCUCAUCCGGCCCUACCCCUCCCUCCGCAUCCUCUUCACCUCCCCCUCCCUCCGCGUCCCAGGAGUCCUGCAAUCCCGCUUCCUCGACCGCAUCGGCGGGUCCUCCCGCGUGCGCGACUCCGUCGCCGAGGCCCUCGCCGACGGCACCCGCGGCGUGACGGCCAAGAUCCGCUGGCUGUCGACGGCGGCGCCGUCGCUCGCGGACCGCAGCGAGGAGGGCCGCCCGCGCUGGAUCCACUGCACGCCGCUGCUUGGGCAGUCCGGCAGCGUCGGCGUCUGGAUGGUCGUGCUGGUCGACGAUGAGAAGGUGCCGGGGCCGGUCAGGAGGUUUAGGCAGGCGCCGCCGGUCGCGAGUGAUGUUAGG